Nestor notabilis (Kea) is the source of this 502-nucleotide messenger RNA. Its product is annotated as teneurin-2-like. Gene Ontology annotation, biological process: signal transduction. The annotation marks the transcript as partial. Gene Ontology annotation, cellular component: membrane. The transcript has 2 exons. NCBI's taxonomy places the organism in Eukaryota, Metazoa, Chordata, Aves, Psittaciformes, Psittacidae. The record is from RefSeq and is a predicted model, not a curated record.
AUGGAUAUCAAAGACAGAAGACACCGUUCUCUGACGAGGGGUCGGUGCGGAAAGGAGUGUCGCUAUACAAGUUCUUCACUGGACAGUGAAGACUGCAGAGUACCAACUCAGAAGUCUUACAGCUCAAGUGAGACGCUGAAGGCAUAUGAUCAUGACACCAGGAUGCACUAUGGAAAUCGAGUUUCUGACCUGGUUCACAGGGAGUCGGAUGAAUUUCCAAGACAAGGAACAAACUUCACCCUUGCAGAACUAGGAAUCUGUGAACCCUCUCCCCAUCGAAGUGGCUACUGUUCAGAUAUAGGAAUACUCCAUCAAGGCUAUUCCUUGAGUACGGGCUCUGAUGCUGACUCAGACACGGAGGCAGGAAUGUCUCCGGAGCAUGCCAUCAGGCUGUGGGGAAGAGGGAUCAAAUCCAGGCGAAGUUCCGGUCUGUCAAGUCGUGAAAACUCAGCUCUCACCCUUACUGACUCCGACAAUGAAAAUAAGUCAGAUGAGGAGAACG